Messenger RNA from Alosa sapidissima (American shad), 6228 nucleotides. RefSeq names its product cache domain containing 1 (gene cachd1). The transcript has 27 exons. The record is from RefSeq and is a predicted model, not a curated record. Lineage: Eukaryota; Metazoa; Chordata; Actinopteri; Clupeiformes; Clupeidae. Bases 180 to 4178 code for a protein of 1332 amino acids. Gene Ontology annotation, molecular function: voltage-gated calcium channel activity. Gene Ontology annotation, cellular component: voltage-gated calcium channel complex.
CUUUCACUUCCAUUGUGAUGCUCCGGCUCACACUCAGAGUUUGGAGUUGGUACGAGUGCGUAGAAGGUGGCGAAAAACAUAGAUUUUCUGUUGCUUGUACAACACUUCAAUCUGCUUUUAUUGCUCGAUGGAAAGUGCAUUAAUGCAUCCGUUAAGUAUUUUCGUCGGGAUCUGUUUCCAUGAAGAGACGAAAUCGAUCGGCGAAGUUGAAAAGUAGCCUACUCUCUUCUGAAGUUUUUCCAAGACCUGCAACGCGAAUUCCCAGUUUACUAUUCAACGACCCAGCCAUCAUGGCGAGGCGGGUACGGAAAGGAUCCGUGAUUUUAAGUCGAAUUGUUCCGUCGCUUUGGAAUAGGUCUACUCUACUUCAUGGGGAUAAAACAGAAGUUGUUACAUGGAGCUUUGUGGUUGUCCUGAGUCUUUUAUGUUGUGGAUUUUGUGGUGCUGAAACGGAGUUUUCAAUCAUGGAUGAAGCACAAGUUCUGGCCGUACAAAUUAAGAAACUAUCCACACAGGAGCUUGGAGUCUUUACCAUGCAGAGAAUCUUUGACUCCUUUGUGUACACCGAGAAGACUUCAAACGGCGAGACUGAGGUGCAGCAGCUGGCCAAGAAGAUCCGUGAGAAGUUCAACCGCUAUCUGGAUGUGGUGAACAGGAACAAACAGGUGGUGGAGGCCUCGUACACAGCCCACCUCACGUCCCCACUCACUGCCAUUCAGGACUGCUGCGCCAUACCCCCCUCCAUGAUGGAGUUUGACGGCAAUUUCAACACAAACGUCUCCAAGACCAUUUGCUGUGACCGCCUGUCCCCAACAGUCAGCAGCCGGGCAUUCAAUCCAGGACGAGACCUCAAUUCAGUUCUGGCAGACAACCUGAAGUCUAAUCCGGGCAUCAAGUGGCAGUACUUCAGCUCUGAGGAGGGGAUAUUCACUGUCUUUCCAGCCCACAAGUUCCACUGCAAGGGCUCCUAUGAGCACCGCAGCAGGCCGGUGUAUGUAUCAGCUGUGAGGCCUCAGUCGAAGCACAUCGUGGUGAUCAUCGAUCACGGGGCGUCAGUGACCGAGACGCAGCUUCAGAUUGCCCGGGAUGCGGCUCUUGUCAUCCUCAAUGCCAUAGAUGAACACGAUAAGAUCUCCAUCCUAACAGUGGCAGAUGCGGUGCGCUCCUGCGUUCUGGACCAAUGCUAUAAGAGCUUCCUGUCUCCAGCCACCAGCGAGACCAAGAGGAAGAUGGCCACCUUCAUCAGCAACGUGAAGGCCUCGGAAAGCGCCACGCAGCACGCCGCCGGCUUCCAGAAGGCCUUCCAGCUGCUGCGCAACACUAGCAACGUCACCAAACACCAAAUCACAACAGACAUGGCGAUCAUCUACCUGUCGUCGGGCCUGACGUCCCGUGACAGUUCGGAGCAGGAGAAGAGGGCGACUCUCAGCAUGGUGAAGGAGGAGAACCGCCACUUCAACAACUCUGUGAUGAUUCUGACCUACGCCCUCAUGAACGAGGGUGUGACGGGGCUGAAGGAGCUGGCAUUCCUUCGGGACCUUGCGGAGCAGAACUCGGUGAAGUACGGUUUCCCUGACCGCUCUAGCCAGCCGGUGGUGAAGGGGAGCAUGAUGGUGCUGAACCAGCUGAGUAACCUGGAGACCAGCGUGGGCCGCUUCUACAUCAACCUACCCAACCGCAUGAUCGACCAGGCCUCCUUCAGCCUGCCCUAUGCUGACCAGAUGGGCGAUGGCUUCAUCAUGACGGUCAGCCGGCCAUGUUACUUUGGCAACCUGCUCCUGGGCGUGGUGGGGGUGGAUGUGAACUUGGCCUACAUCCUGGAGGACGUCACCUACUACCAGGACUCCCUGGCCUCCUACACCUUCCUCAUUGACAACAAAGGAUACACACUCAUGCAUCCUUCACUGACCCGUCCUUACCUGAUGACCGAGGCACCGCUGCACACCGAUAUCAUCCACUAUGAGAACAUCCCCGGCUUCCCCGCGGUGCGGCAGAACAUCCUCAGUCUGCCUCUGGGCAGCCAGGUCAUCGCUGUGCCGGUCAACUCCUCACUCUCCUGGCACAUGAACCGCCUCCGAGACACCAGCAAAGAUGCCUACAACGUCAGCUAUGCGUGGAAACUGGUGCAGGACACGUCGUUCAUCCUGUGCAUCGUAUACGUGCAGCCAGAGAUCCCUGUGAAGCAGCUGAAGAACCUCAACACGGCGGCCAGCAGCAAGCUGCUCUACCACCGUCUGGACCUGCUGGGACAGCCCAGCUCCUGCCUGCACUUCAAACAGCUCGCUACCGUUGAGUCUCCUACUGUGAUGCUGGCUGCUGGAAGUUUCUCUUCCCCCUAUGAGCACCUGAGUCAGCCUGAGACCAAGCGUAUGGUGGAGCACUACACCGCCUACCUCAGUGACAACACACGCCUAAUAGCCAACCCUGGACUCAAGUCUUCUGUCAGGAACGAGGUAAUGGCUACCAGUCACGUCACCGAUGAAUGGAUGACCCUUAUGGAGAUGAGCAGCCUCAACUGCUACAUUGUGCGCCGUUACAUAGCAACACCCAAUGGGGUGCUGCGGAUUUACCCGGGCUCGCUCAUGGAUAAAGCUUUCGACCCGACCAGGAGACAAUGGUACCUACAUGCAGUGGCAAAUCCUGGCCUCAUCACGUUCACAGGCCCGUAUCUGGACAUUGGAGGAGCAGGAUACGUGGUCACCAUCAGCCACACCAUUCACGCCUCUAGUUCAAAGAUGGCGCCAGGCUCCGCUGUGGCAGUGAUGGGCAUCGACUUCACCCUGCGCUACUUCUACAAGGUGCUGCUGGACCUCCUCCCCAUCUGCAACCAGGACAAGGGCAACAAGAUCCGGUGUUUCAUCAUGGAGGACAGAGGUUACCUGGUGGCCCACCCCACCCUUAUUGACCCCAAGGGUCACGCCCCUGCUGAGCAGCAGCACAUCACUCACAAGGAGCCUUUGGUAGCCAAUGAUAUCCUGAAUCACCCUAACUUUGUGAAGAAGAACUUGUGCAACAGCUUCAGUGACCGCACUGUGCAGCGCUUCUACAAGUUCAACACCAGCAUCGUGGGUGACCUGACCAAUCUGGUUCAUGGCAGCCACUGCUCUAAGUACCGGCUGACACGCAUUCCUGGCACCAACGCCUUCGCCGGCAUCGUCAACGAGACGUGCGACUCACUGGCCUUCUGUGCCUGCAGCACGGUGGACCGCCUCUGCCUCAACUGCCACAGGAUGGAACAGAAUGAGUGUGAGUGUCCGUGUGAGUGCCCCCUGGAGGUGAACGAGUGCACCGGCAACCUUACAAAUGCAGAGAAUAGGAACCCGAGCUGUGAGGUGCAGCAGGAGCCCUUGUCUCUGACUGUAAUUGAUCCCAGCCUGCAGGACACGCUGCCCCAGUGCAUCAACACACGCUGCAGCCAGAGAUACACCAGCAGUGACUGCUUUGGUGUGCUGGACUGUGAAUGGUGUAUGGUGGACAGUGAUGGGAAGACCCACCUGGACAAGCCCUACUGUGCCCUGCAGAAGGAGUGCUUUGGGGGCAUUGUGGGAGCCAAGAGUCCUUAUGUGGAUGGGAUGGGACUACUAGAUGAAGAGGUGGCAUCUCUCAACAUGAUCAAGAGUGCGCCGGUCGGGCCAGUGGCUGGGGGGAUUAUGGGAUGCAUCAUGGUGCUGGUGCUGGCGGUAUAUGCGUACCGUCACCAGAUCCACCGGCGCUCACACCAACACAUGUCGCCGCUGGCUGCCCAGGAGAUGUCCGUCAGGAUGUCCAACCUGGACAACGAGAGGGACGAGAGGGACGAGGACAGCCAUGAAGACCGAGGCAUAAUCAGCAACACCCGCUUCAUUGCUGCAGUCAUCGAGAGGCACACACACAGCCCAGAGAGACGCCGCAGAUACUGGGGCCGCUCGGGGACCGAGAGUGACCACGGCUACAGCACCAUGAGUCCUCAGGAGGACAGUGAGAACCCGCCCUGCAACAAUGACCCCCUCUCAGCCGGAGUGGACGUGGGCAACCACGACGACGACCUCGACCUGGACACGCCCCCGCAGACGGCCGCGCUGCUCAGCCACAAGUUUCACCCGUACCGCUACCCCCACCACCAUCCGCUCCACACGCACACACACACGCACCACCUGCAGGCGGCCGUCACCGUGCACAGUGUGGAUGCUGAGUGCUGAUCCAGAUGAACCCACACCCACCACCCAACUCCUGCUCCCCACACAUCACCUUAAGACAGCCUCACCACUGCAACCCACUCAGCAUCCAUCAAAGCUCCGUCAGCCCUCCAUCCCCAGGUGAUUGAUGCUUUGGCAACCCGCUAGAGGUGAGCAGAAGCUGGGGAAUGGAGAGGACCAGCUCCCCUUCUCUUCUCUGUCAGUACUGAGAGACCUGACUGGACUUAUCAAGAGGGUUCUGUCUGAUGUCGGAUUGCGUUUGGUGGCAGGGUUGCUGGUUGUGAACUUGUUUAAAAUUGUAUACAUAAGCAUCUCAGAUUUUUAAAGACUAAUAGAAAAAAAUAGAAGAUCAGAGGAUUAUUUUUCUACUAUUUAUUUAACUGGAAAUGGAACAGGGAUAAGUCCAUUGGAGGAUCGGACACAGACUGACCGGCUGAAGUGGACAGAGUGACCUGAGGGCUGAACUAACAUCUGGGCUACUGGACAAAGCUUAUGUGGGACUAAAGCUCAUCUGCCCAUGGACACAAUAGAGGAGGAUGGGGGACUCCGCUCCUGCUCCCCUGCUGAUUUGCCACUUCUUUUGCUGUGAUCAUUUUUCAAAACGGACGGGGGGAAAAAAAACUGUAUUCUUGUGCAAAUGAACUAGGCCCAGGUUGCUGUGUACAAAGCGAUGAAAGGAUAUUCCAAGGCUGCCCAUCUGUGUGAUGGCGCAUGAGGUGUUUGGAGUCGGGGAGAGUGUUGGCCAGAUUGCCUGAUGCCGGUCCAACGGUAGUGUUGCGUCACUCGAGGCGCGGAGGAGAGAUAAAGAGACUACAGAAACCUUUCUCUACGGAGAUCACAUGGCUUCCCAAAGCACUCGCUUUCUAAGCCCUGAGAGAGAGGACUAAUACCGAGACUUAUGACCGCCAAUAAGCUGGCUCUGUAAUUUGUCUGCAUUAUGGACCUGUGUGUGUGUGUGUGUGUGUGAGAGAGAAUGUGAGAAUGCAAAUUAAUCUAUAUGAAAGUGAGUGAGUCUUUUUUUUUCUGCAGCAAUUUGUGCCUGUGCAAGACAGCACCCAAGCGUGUGUGUGUGUGUGUGUGUGUGUGUGUGUGUGUGUGUGUGUAGUGGGUCAAAGUGGAUGGCGUGCAAGCAAGUCAUUGCGCAGUGUUGUUGUGAGUGUGUGGGUUGGUUAAGUUCAGAUGUACACAGCCGCAGAGAUGAAGCAUCUUUACUGAGGGUGAUGCCACACACUUAUUUUAAAAUUAUAAUUAGACGAUGAUGAUGGAACAGCCUGUUUCUCUCACUCACUCACACACACACACACACACACAGGCACACACAACUGAUCCAAAUCAUUCUGGCUCCACCCAAUGCCUCUAGUUGUGUGAUAGUACUGUGCUCAUGUCAGUGUGGAAGCAUAAUUGUAUGGCCAUUUUGUCAUUUUGUCAGCUGUAAAGUGUGUGUGUGUAUAUACAUCUAAAGUCUAACAGAUAGCUAUACAUGUGAUGUAAACUUCACAAGCCUUGCAUUUGUUUUCAAAGUUUGUUUGUAAAGUGAGUCUGGCGGUCAUUUUGAAUGUCCAUUUCUUGGGGGAAGAUGACCAUUUUGUGAGCAUCAGCAUUUAGAUUAGUAUUCAUAGUAACAGGAACAGUCGAGUGCUCCGCGCAGCCCGAAGGUGGCUGUCGGGGUGAGAGCCAUGUCUUGUGAACAGAUUGAAGGCGGUGAUGCUACAGCCGUAUAACAAAAUAUUUAGGUUUCUGGAUGAGACCAUUUUUCAGUUCACAUCCACUGCUGCUGCCAACACCUAACCACCACUGAGAUUACAGAUGUUUUAUUUUUAAAAGACAAUUUUAAGGUUUUUCUCCCUCCAGAAAGAUCAAUAACAGUAUUUACCAGCUGUUUUUAAACAAUCAUAUCUGUGUGUAUACUGACACUAUGAAUUGCAUUAAUUGUACCUGAAGGAAAGUUGAGUCUGUAUGCAUCAUUCCUUUUUUAUGUUCCCUUAUAUAACAUUAUACAGAUAUGAAAUGGCCAUUUAUUGCAAAGUGAAUGUGAUAAAAGGUCCACUCUCAA